AGCGCUGUGCGCGCCGUGCAUCGUAAGUGGCGGCGGGGCCGAGCCGGGCCGGGUCGAUGCUGGCGCUGCGCUGGGGGCUGCGCGCCGCGAGCGGAGGGUUCCGGCCGCGGAACGUGCUGCUCGCCAUGGCGAAGAGGCCGAGCGGGGCCGGCGAGGCGGCGGAGGAGAACGGGCAGCAGGAGAACAAGAGGCUGAAGGGAGCCGCGGGUGAGGAGGAUGCGGGGGAUCAGAGUAAAAGGACGCCCAAAAGGAAGAUCGUGCUGCUGAUGGCGUACUCGGGGAAAGGCUACCACGGCAUGCAAAGAAAUCUGGGAUCUUCGCAGUUCAAGACAAUCGAGGAUGACUUGGUGUGUGCCCUUGUUCAGUCAGGCUGCAUCCCGGAAAACCACGGCGAAGAUAUGAAGAAGAUGUCGUUCCAGCGGUGCGCUCGGACGGAUAAGGGUGUGUCUGCUGCUGGACAGAUUGUGUCGCUAAAGGUCAGGCUAAUAGAUGACAUCUUAGAAAAGAUCAAUAACCAUCUUCCUUCUCAUAUCAGAAUUCUGGGGCUGAAGAGAGUCACUGGGGGAUUCAACUCCAAGAACAAAUGUGAUGCCAGAACCUACGCGUACAUGCUGCCAACGUUUGCCUUUGCCCAUAAAGACCACGAUGUGCAAGAGGAGGCUUAUCGACUCAGCAAAGAGACCCUUGAGAAAGUCAACAGCCUGCUUGCCUGCUAUAAAGGAACACACAACUUCCACAACUUCACUUCUCAGAAGGGACCCAAGGACCCCAGCGCCAAGCGAUACAUAAUGGAGAUGUACUGCGGAGAGCCCUUUGUGCGGGAGAACAUAGAAUUCGCAGUGAUCAAAGUGAAGGGCCAGAGUUUCAUGAUGCACCAGAUACGGAAGAUGAUCGGACUGGUGAUAGCCAUUGUGAAAGGUUAUGCUCCUGAGUCUAUCAUAGAGCGCAGCUGGGGAGAGGAGAAAGUGGAUGUCCCCAAAGCUCCUGGGCUUGGUCUGGUCUUGGAAAGAGUACACUUUGAGAAAUACAACAGGCGUUUUGGAAAUGAUGGGCUGCAUGAGCCGCUGGAGUGGAAGGAGGAGGAGGAGAAGAUUGCUGUUUUCAAAGAGCAGUAUAUCUAUCCUACUAUUAUUAACACAGAAAGGGAGGAGAAAUCCAUGAUGAGCUGGCUGAACACCCUCUCCAUUCAUGACUUCAACUCUUCUGCUGCUGAGAUGGACGCUAACAACAAAAAUUCAAAGAACAGUGAUCUUGAAGGCAGUGAUGGUUGUGAUGAUGAUUCUGACUGAGUCAAGACAUCGUCGGACCUGGGACCCUUACUGCUCACAGCUCACUUUGUCUACAGAAAAGUGGCCUUCCUAAUCCGAGAAUCCAGUAAAGCAGGGGAUUUCAUACUUACAGAACAAGGAGUAGAUGCCCAGGAGAAAAUGAGUGGGCCGAAAAAAAAACUGCAGUAGUAAGACUAAAAGAGGCUGUGCCACUGACUGAUUCACCUGACUGGCAUACUUGAAAAUGUAAUGAGAAAGAAGCUUUCUAAAGGAUUCUUGUAACACAAGAUGUCUUAAUUGCUAUUUGAAUAAUGUUUUUAUUAGAUGUUUACCUGGAAAUAGUAUUUUAAAUCUGUGUAAUCUCUACGUAAAGAUGGGACAAAACAUUUUAAUACACUUUUUUGGGAUUAUUUUUAUGAAGUUAUGACUCCAUGAACUUUUUUUCCCUUCAUCUUUAAUUAGCCUGAUCUCUAGACAUCAUGUUAAGCUUUAAUUUUUUGUCAUUCAUAGCUUUCUUGUGAAAUAAUAUGCAUGGGAUAGAAAUUCAUUAUGCUAACUGCUAUGAAUUUUUGCUCUUGAAUCAACCUUGUUGUUUUCUCAAGAUUUGCAGGUCUAAAGGAAGUGAUUCCUUGCUUCAGUGAGAGAUCUUAAUUUUUUAACAUGGCUUGAGCUAUAUACUUGAAGACAAUGCCUUUUAUUUGAAAGGUGUCAUCCUCCUGUUACUGACCUCAUGCCUGGGCAGACUCAAGAACAUAGAUCACAGCUACGCACACAGUUGGGCAUCCACUGCCUGAGGUGCUCUUUCACAGAGCUGUCAUUGAGAUGUAAGGAAAACAUGUGCAUUAAUUGCCAGGAUUGCAAUUCAAAGCAUGUCGCUGUGAAAGUUUCUGUGUUCCCUGGGGUGGGUUGCUAGAUGUGUUGCUGCUGGUUUAGUGUUUCUGCUUUAAAUGGAAACUAGCUAGCCAUCUGCUAGAUUCCGAGUUGAAUCAACUUGGCAUGUGUGAAAAGAAUGGUGCUGACUUCCUCUGGGCUUAAUCAAGCCUGCGUUUGAUUGGUGUGUGUGAAUUCUUAAUUUCUAGCAAGCUGCUUAGAGGAGUAUGUGCAGUGAUAUGGGAAGCACAUGCCUGAAGACUGUCUUUCUUUGGGAAUCAAUUUUUAUUUUCUGUGUUUUGGGAGUCUGCGUACUCUGGAGUUCUUCCUCUCCUUUUCCCAACUGCGAUUUGACUUCUGUUUCUCGUUGCCAAGUUUCUGUGAAGGUGGUGGAAGGAAAAAGCAAAAGCAAAAAAAAAAAAAUGAAGUAAAGGCAACAGCUCUCCUGCCCUUCCUAAUGGUAGGACCCUUGGGAAAGGGGGUGGAACCAGGCUCUGAGUAUUUGGAGUUUAGUAUGCAUUCUCGACAAACUUCCCUGGCUGGGUUUGUAUGCCAACUUGCUUUGUGCUGUAAAAGCUCACCCUCUGGGACAAAUCCAGGGCUGUAAGGGCUGCGGUCUUUGGUUUUAUUCAACCUCGGGGCACAGACUGGAUGUGUGUGAGGAUGUGCACCAAAACUCAUGGUCCAUACUGAACAUGGGAGUUACUUUUUAGAGGAGAUGGCACUCUCCUCCAUUUUUCAGUGGUUACUGAUGUUAUAGUUCCUUGUGGGAUUUGUUUUUAGCCAGAAUUGUCCUUAACAAGGGAUUUGCUUGUUUCAUAUGGGUUUUAAUUAGAGCUUUUUAUAUUUUUUGUGAAGGCCUUACUCUGUUUUAUCAUCACAGGACUAUGAGUGUUCUGAGGAGGGACUCUGCUUAGAUUUUCUUUUACAUCCUUUGCUAACUCAUAGUGUCAACCUAGUCUGUGUUAAACCUUUUGUCCAAAGCUAUUUCAGUCUCUUUAAAUCUGAGAAAAAUACCUUUAUUUACUUAAAAUGAAGGCACCAAAACUGACACAACUCGAAAUCAUCAGGAAUUUGUUUAUUGUCUCUGGAGAAAAUAAAGAACGGUUAUUUCCUA
Messenger RNA from Numida meleagris (helmeted guineafowl), 3255 nucleotides. It is a transcript of the gene PUS1, whose product is annotated as pseudouridylate synthase 1. Gene Ontology annotation, biological process: tRNA pseudouridine synthesis; mRNA pseudouridine synthesis. NCBI's taxonomy places the organism in Eukaryota, Metazoa, Chordata, Aves, Galliformes, Numididae. Gene Ontology annotation, molecular function: pseudouridine synthase activity; RNA binding. Bases 57 to 1289 code for a protein of 410 amino acids. The record is from RefSeq and is a predicted model, not a curated record. Gene Ontology annotation, cellular component: nucleus. The transcript is spliced from 6 exons.